Messenger RNA from Rhopalosiphum padi (bird cherry-oat aphid), 2167 nucleotides. Its product is annotated as zinc finger protein 624-like. The record is from RefSeq and is a predicted model, not a curated record. NCBI's taxonomy places the organism in Eukaryota, Metazoa, Arthropoda, Insecta, Hemiptera, Aphididae. Bases 1 to 2052 code for a protein of 683 amino acids. The transcript is spliced from 2 exons.
AUGGCGGCCCAAUCGUCGAAUAAUCGUGUCACAACUAAAAUUAAUUCAACUUCAAGCAAAAGAAAUCUUUCGUCUUCUUCGCUCUCACCCAAGCCAGAUGAUAAGAAAUCAAAAAUAUUCAUAACUCCUAACCGGUACUCAGUUCUCACCACACUUAAAGACUCAAACGACAACACACAGCCAAACAAAACUCAAACACAUACUCAAAAUAUCCUACCAAAACCACCAGCAGUUUAUAUCAAAGGCGUGAGUAAUUUUUCCAGUUUCACCUCAAACUUGAUGAAAAUUUUCAAUACAACAGAAUUUAUCUGUAAAACCACACCUUCUUACCUGAUCGUCCAUACUCAUUUCUAUGAGCAUUACAGACUACUCAUUAAAUAUCUAAUUGAAAACAGCAUCAGUUUUCAUUCAUACCAGCAGUAUGAUAAGCGUCCAUUACGGGUGGUGAUCCGCAAUCUCCACCCUUCUACCUCUACUGAAGAUAUAAUUACUUCUCUAUCGGAACUGGGACACCAGGUUACCCACGUUCAUAACAUUAAGCGCUCUUCCGAUAAAUCACCUCUACCUCUAUUUUUCGUCGACCUCAAAAUAGCCACCAACAACAUGGAUUUAUAUAAAAUCGAGUAUCUAUUGCACACCAAAAUUGUUGUCGAAAAGCCCCAUCCACGUAAAGGCCCACCUCAAUGCCAUCGUUGUCUGUCUUACGGGCACACUCAGGGUUACUGCAACCACAUUCCACGAUGCAUCAGAUGUGGCGAAGAACACAGAUCUGACGUAUGCACUAUGUCUCCAGAAUCUCCGGCCAGGUGUGCUUUAUGCCAAGGUAGCCACCCUGCCAAUUACAAAGGCUGUCCCGUUUAUAAAAAACUUAAUUACAGACCACCUCGUCGUAAACAUUUCAUAUCUACUCCCAAAUCUCAUACAAACUUCCUUAAAUCCACCUUAAAUUCCAAUACCGAUAAACCAUCAUAUGCCGAAGCCACUUCCUCCAAUCAUAACCAUUCCCACCUAUCUCCUAAUAUAGAAACUUUAUUUACAUCUUUUAUUACCGAAUUCAGUGCAAUCAUAAAACCCCUCCUGUCUCUCCUAACGGCUUUAUUAAAUAAAGUACAAUUGAGAAAAUACGUGUGUGAUAUGGCGUUCUCUCGAAAAGACAAUCUAACUCUACACCAGCGGACGCAUACGGAUGAAAAACCGUACGCAUGCGACGUGUGUGAUAUGGCGUUCUCUAAAAACAGUUAUCUGACCAGACACCGACGGACGCAUACGGGUGAAAAACCGUACGCAUGCGACGUGUGUGAUAUGGCGUUCUCUCGAAAAGACAAUCUAACUCUACACCAGCGGACGCAUACGGAUGAAAAACCGUACGCAUGCGACGUGUGUGAUAAGACGUUCUCUCAAAAAAACAAUCAAACUCUACACCACCGGACGCAUACGGGUGAAAAACCGUACCCAUGCGACGUGUGUGGUAGGGCAUUCUCUCGAAAAGACUAUCUAACUCUACACCGGCGGACUCAUACGGGUGAAAAACCGUACCCAUGUGACGUGUGUGAAAUGGCGUUCUCUAAAAACAGUUAUCUGACCAGACACCGACGGACGCAUACGGGUGAAAAACCGUACUCGUGCGACGUGUGUGAUAUGGCGUUCUCCCAAAAAACCACUCUGACUGUACACCAGCGGACGCAUACGGGAGAAAAACCUUACUCGUGCGACGUGUGUGAUAUGGCGUUCUCUGCAAGACAAAAUAUGACCAGACACCGGCGGACGCAUAGGGGAGAAAAACCGUACUCGUGCGUCGUGUGUGAUAUGGCGUUCUCCCGAAACAGCAAACUGACCUUACACAUACGGACGCAUAUGGGUGAAAAGCCUUACUCGUGCGACGUGUGUGAUAUGGCGUUCUCUGCAAGACAAAAUAUGACCAGACACCGGCGGACGCAUACGGGAGAAAAACCGUACUCGUGCGUCGUGUGUGAUAUGGCGUUCUCCCGAAACAGCAAACUGACCUUACACAUACGGACGCAUAUGGGUGAAAAGCCGUUCCGGUGUGACUAGUAAUGUCAGUGUCAAGUACUCAAGUCGUUCAUUUGUCGAGACAGUCUGACGAGUCACGGUAAAUGGACGAACCAGAAGUCGACAUACCUCUCGGACAUGCCAGUAAAUUUUACAA